Messenger RNA from Phyllopteryx taeniolatus (common seadragon), 4848 nucleotides. Its product is annotated as dynamin-3-like. Gene Ontology annotation, molecular function: GTP binding; GTPase activity; microtubule binding. Gene Ontology annotation, cellular component: membrane; cytoplasm; microtubule. The transcript has 20 exons. Lineage: Eukaryota; Metazoa; Chordata; Actinopteri; Syngnathiformes; Syngnathidae. The record is from RefSeq and is a predicted model, not a curated record. Bases 311 to 3301 code for a protein of 996 amino acids.
GAGGCGACGCGAGGGCGAGGGACGGAGAAGACGAUUAACGCUGUCGACGGUGACUUUGUGCUCGGCCGACUGACAUCCGCCGCCCCCCCCCCCCCCCCCCCCCCGCCCCGAGCGCGAAGGAGCGCGCAGAGCGGCGUUCAUGCGCGGGGAGCGCCCAUCCGGGCCGAGCCGCGCGUCCUUUCAGCACCGGACAGCGAUCGGCAGGUGGGCUGCUGACGUUUCGCACCGACAACCGCGCCGAUGCUUGACGCAGACGAGGGCGCUUCCUUCGUGCGGCCUUUCGGAGGCGGAAUGCAGGCGUGUUUGAUUCAUGCAAAGAUGGAAGAGCUUCAUCCGGCAAAUGCCCUUGAAUAGACAGGCCUCUCUCUCUCUCUCUCUCUCUCUCUUUCUCUCUCGCUCUCUCUCUCUCUCUCUCUCGCGCGCGCGCGUGUGUGUGUUGGUGGUAAGCAACUGCGCAAUUGUCUGUCCCUGUCUGUUCAUAUCUUUCUUUCUUUUCACACCCCCCCCAUCUCUCUCUCUCUCUCUCUCUCUCUCUCUCUCUCUCUUGCAGUCCUCCCUCCCUUCUUCUUCUCGUCGCCCGUCGUCCCGUCUCUUGUCUCGGGGCAAUGCGUGGCUAGAUGACUCGGCUACAUCAACAAGCACCGCGGCAUCUUGGACUAAUAUAGCAGCGUCACAUCCCCUCCUCUCGCUUUCUCUCUCUCUUUCUUUCUUUCUGUCUUUCUGUCUCCCCCUCCCUGCCUCUCUCUCGCUCUCUUCCUCCCUCCAAUCGCCGAGCCCUCCGUCCAAAGGCACCAUGGGAAACCGCGGCAUGGAGGAGCUGAUCCCGCUGGUCAACAAGCUGCAGGAUGCGUUCAGCUCCAUCGGCCAGGCCUGCAACCUGGACCUGCCGCAAAUCGCGGUGGUGGGCGGCCAGAGCGCAGGGAAAAGCUCCGUGCUGGAGAACUUUGUGGGCAGGGACUUUCUGCCCCGCGGGUCUGGAAUCGUCACUCGCAGGCCCCUGGUUCUGCAGCUUAUCAGCGCCACCGCAGAAUGGGCCGAAUUUCUCCACUGCAAAGGGAAGAAGUUCAUAGAUUUCGAUGAGGUUCGCCAGGAGAUCGAAGCCGAGACGGACCGCGUCACCGGCGCCAACAAAGGCAUAUCUCCUGUCCCCAUCAACUUACGCGUGUAUUCCCCAAAUGUGCUGAACUUGACGCUCAUCGACUUGCCGGGGAUCACCAAGGUGCCGGUCGGAGACCAGCCCGUUGACAUCGAGCAGCAAAUCCGGGACAUGAUCAUGCAGUUCAUCACCAGGGAGAGCUGCCUGAUCCUGGCCGUCACGCCGGCCAACACCGACCUCGCCAACUCGGACGCCCUUAAGCUGGCGAAGGAAGUCGAUCCCCAAGGUCUGAGGACUAUAGGAGUGAUCACCAAACUGGAUUUGAUGGAUGAGGGCACCGAUGCUCGUGACGUGCUGGAGAACAAGCUCCUGCCGCUCAGACGAGGCUACAUCGGAGUGGUGAACCGCAGUCAGAAGGACAUCGAUGGGAAGAAAGAUAUCAAGGCAGCUCUGGAGGCAGAGAGAAAGUUCUUCUUCUCCCAUCCGGCAUACAGGCACCUGGGGGACAAAAUGGGCACUCCGCACCUGCAGAAAGCGCUCAACCAGCAACUGACCAACCACAUCCGAGACACUCUGCCAGCCUUCCGCAGUAAGCUGCAGUCCCAGCUGUUGGCUCUGGACAAGGAGGCCGAGGAAUACCGGGGAUACCGACCGGAUGACCCGUCCCGCAAAACCAAGCAGCUGCUGCAGAUGGUGCAGCAGUUCUCUGUGGACUUUGAGAAGAGGAUCGAGGGUUCGGGAGACCAGGUGGACACGGUGGAGCUGUCAGGUGGAGCCAAAAUCAAUCGCAUCUUCCAUGAGCGUUUCCCAUUUGAACUGGUCAAGAUGGAGUGCGAUGAGAAGGAGAUGCGUCGUGAGAUCAGUUAUGCCAUUAAGAACAUCCACGGAAUCAGGACAGGGCUGUUCACUCCGGACAUGGCGUUUGAAGCCAUUGUGAAGAAACAGAUCAUCAAGUUAAAGGAGCCCUGUGUCAAGUGUGUGGACAUGGUCAUCCAGGAACUGAUCAACACUGUACGCCAGUGUUCCAACAAGCUGGAAUGUUUCCCAACGCUCCGUGAAGAAACAGAGAGAAUCGUGACUUCUCACAUCCGAGACAGAGAGAGUCGCGCGAAGGAACAGGUUCUGCUGGUGAUAGACAUUCAACUCUCUUACAUCAACACUAACCACGAGGACUUCAUUGGCUUUGCAAACGCCCAGCAGAGGAGCAGUCAGACGAACAAGAGUCAGAGCUCAGCAACCAAUCAGGUCAUCCGCAAAGGCUGGCUGACCAUAAACAACAUCAGCAUCAUGAAGGGAGGAGCCAAGGAGUACUGGUUUGUCCUCACUGCUGAGAGCCUUUCCUGGUUCAAGGAUGAUGAGGAGAAAGAGAAAAAGUACAUGCUCCCUCUGGACAACCUGAAAGUCCGCGACGUCGAGAAGAGUUUCAUGUCCAGCAAGCACAUAUUCUGCAUUUUUAAUACAGAGUCAAGGAAUGUGUAUAAGGACAAUCGCACUCUGGAAUUGGCUUGCGACUCACAGGAUGAUGUGGACAGCUGGAAGUCUUCUCUGCUCCGUGCCGGGGUCUACCCUGAGAAGACCACCACGGUUGAGAGCGAGUCCUCCACCACCACCUCGGAUAACUUUUCCAUGGACCCCCAGCUGGAGCGUAAAGUGGAAACUAUCCGUAACCUGGUCGACUCCUACAUGGCUAUCGUCAACAAGUGCAUCCGGGAUCUCAUGCCCAAGGCCAUCAUGCAUCUCAUGAUCAAUAACGUCAAGGAGUUUAUCAACGCAGAGCUGCUGGCCCAGUUGUACUCGGCAGGCGACCAGAACGCCCUGAUGGAUGAGUCCCAGGAGCAGGCUCAGAGGAGGGACGAGGUGCUGAGGACCCACCAGGCCCUAAAAGAGGCCUUGGCUAUCAUUGGGGAUAUCUCAACCACCACCAUCACUGUCCCUUUGCCACCGCCCGUCGACAACUCCUGGGUCGGGGGAUCAAGCGGCGGUCGCAGGUCUCCUCCUCCAAGUCCCACCGCCCCAAGGAGGAUGUCUGCAGGCCAGCGCCCAGCCCCUCGAGGAGCCCCGCCACCACCGAACCGUCCGGGUCCCCUGGGGCCCUUCAAUAACAGCGCCGAGAGUCCCCAGGCCCCGAGCCGCCCGAACCGGGCCCCUCCGAGCAUCCCCAGCCGACGACCACCACCAUCUCCGACAAGACAAGUGCCGCCAUAAUCAUCCAAAGGGGCCACUCGUCUUCUUCUUCUUCUUCUUCUUUCUCUCUUUAGCCAUGGCUCCGCUGCCCUCUUCUCUCCUUAGUGCAAAUCGUGUCCCCUUGACCCGCAAUCUCCUGCCAGUUGCCCAUGUCCAUAUAUCUAUGUACAGUAUUGUACUUGUCUUGUGGUGUACGCGUACGUGCGCUUGUUGCUCGCCUUUGGUCCAGAUAAGCUUCGGCAGAACCACGUCCUAGUAUCAGUCACCGAUCCCGUUUUUCCCUCAACCCUUCGCCAAGUCAGCCACCGCCAGAACUUGCUACUUCGACGUGAAAAUAUGCCCAGCCGAUGGGCUGCCGUAUUCAUUCCAAAAUGCAGCGUGACGGAUAAGCUGCUUUUAAUGCAUGGGAGUGUAUGUGUGCGAAGAUGUUUUGCGUGAAUGGGGGAGGGACUCAUUUGCCUAUACGUACACUCCAAUUCCUUUAGGAUUCAUUUGUUGUACAACCCUCUCGUAAGUGUUCAUUAUCAGCCUAUUGUUCUUGAUAGGAACACAAGUUGUAUCUUAGUGUGUGUGAGUGUGUAAACAUGCGUUUGUGUGCAAGUAAAACCGUGUAGGCGUGUACGAGUGUGUGAGAAGACGUCCAGUAUGCAUACGCAGUCUGUCUGCACGUUUGCUGCCGUUUCAGUUGUAUUUGUUUUCACGUCGAAAGCUGUUAAUGACGAGUCCUAAACCCUCGGGGGGAGGGGGGAUUUACUACUGGACUUCGGUGAGAUGUUUUAUGUGUCGUAGUAGCAGCCAUACACACAUAGCAAGGCCGAGGAGCACCAUCAGUAUUCUCUAUUGGAAACGGCCUCAAUACUACAUUUAACCUCGUCGUAUCGGUCCACCUGUGCCGUGUCAAUGGUCAAAGUUGUGACCCCUGACGCCUUAAGCUCAGAUUCAGAUGCUGACUGACGGCUGUUGCGGCCGGAACACUCUUCGAUGUGGUCCUGUGGCCAUUUCACAUCUUUCCUUUUAGCCCUGAUCUCAGGUUUAAAAACACGCAACCAACUUAAUGCACAUGAAAGACUUUAUUUAUUCGACUCGCGUAGUUUUUCUUUUCAUCGCACGCUCAUCAUUUCAGUCAGUCAGCAUCUGUGUUGGAUCUUAAGCAGCUAUUGUCAGUGUUCGAGUGCUUCUCUGUCACUUUGUUCGUGUGUUUAUGGUCCUAAACUGUGUUCUGGUUCUCCUGUAUAUAGGUAUCAAAUAAGGAAAUACUGUACCUGUGGACUAUUAAGACCUCACGAUGCAUCUUAGCGCUUUAAUGGUUCUCUGUCUACUCACUCAACAUCUAAUUUAGACUGCCUUACCGGCAUGAAUUACAAUUCUGUAUUGCCAAAGCGAAAUAUAUCGAGAGAAUUGCAGAGUAUGACAAGAAAACUGAAGAACAACAAUCGAAUGAUUCCAUUUGUAGUAAGAUGUUUGUCAAAGAACAAAAUGGGAAAUUGCAUCUAUUGUUAUUUUCUGUGUCUCUGUAUUGUUCCUCAAUAAUAAUAAUAAUAAUACGAAUAAAAAGUCUUACUUCUCAA